Gymnogyps californianus (California condor) is the source of this 518-nucleotide messenger RNA. RefSeq names its product endoplasmic reticulum-Golgi intermediate compartment protein 3-like. The transcript is spliced from 3 exons. Gene Ontology annotation, biological process: retrograde vesicle-mediated transport, Golgi to endoplasmic reticulum; endoplasmic reticulum to Golgi vesicle-mediated transport. The coding region runs from base 22 to 288 and encodes 88 amino acids. Lineage: Eukaryota; Metazoa; Chordata; Aves; Accipitriformes; Cathartidae. The record is from RefSeq and is a predicted model, not a curated record. Gene Ontology annotation, cellular component: Golgi membrane; endoplasmic reticulum membrane; endoplasmic reticulum.
GGUUCCGGGCCGCGCGGCGCCAUGGCCUCGCUGUGGCGGCUGAAGCGGUUCGAUGCCUUCCCCAAGCCCCUGGAAGACUUUCGGGUCAAGACGUGCGGGGGCGCGCUGGUGACGGCUGUCAGCGGGCUCAUCGUGGUGCUGCUUUUCUUCUCGGAGCUGCAGUACUACCUCCCCAAGGAGGUCCAGUAUCCGUCACAGUGUACUGACUGGGUCUGCUUCAGACAACAUUCUAACAAAGCCUUUAUGCAAGUAACGUCUGAUGGACGCUCCAGGAAGGCUUACAGAUAGCCGGUUCUUUCUCUGGAGGCUGUUCUUGAGAUGACGAAUGCUACUCUGUUAAUUGGUGUUAUUUCACACCUCAGCAGGCUCUAUGCAUACCAUUUCAGGUGGGCUUUGGGUGCAGGAUGCACAAGUUCCAACACAAAAUCGUUGCAUUCGUGUGUAGAACACAUUGUGCAUUGUGUGUAGAGCAAAACGCGUACAAGAUAGCGUUUCUAGACAUGUCUCAUCACUUUGAA